Molecule: messenger RNA, 11602 nt
Organism: Sorex araneus (European shrew)
Lineage: Eukaryota; Metazoa; Chordata; Mammalia; Eulipotyphla; Soricidae
Gene: PDK3
Product: pyruvate dehydrogenase kinase 3
Exons: 13
Coding region: 269-1522 (417 amino acids)
Biological process (GO): protein phosphorylation; regulation of glucose metabolic process
Cellular component (GO): mitochondrion
Molecular function (GO): pyruvate dehydrogenase (acetyl-transferring) kinase activity
Source: RefSeq, a predicted model, not a curated record
GGGCGGAGCCUGUCGGAGUCGCCCCGAGCCGGCCGCGGCCGGGGAGCUGCUGGCGCUGCUGCUGCUGGGGCUGCUGCUGCUGGGGCUGCUGCUGCUGCUGCUGCGACGGCCGCGGCGGCGGCGGCGGCAUUCGCAUCUGCAGCGCCAGGGCCUGGGGGGAGAGCCGGGAGUGCCCUUGGGCAGCCAGCGCGAGCCUCGCUGCGUGGCUGAGUCGGUUUCCGCGGUCACCCAGACAUCUUGGCGGCUCCGGACUUAGCCCCCCGCGAGGAUGCGGCUGUUCCGGUGGCUGCUCAAGCAGCCGGUGCCCAACCAGAUCGAGCGCUACUCGCGCUUCUCGCCCUCCCCUCUCUCCAUCAAGCAGUUUUUGGACUUUGGAAGGGACAAUGCUUGUGAAAAGACCUCAUACAUGUUUCUACGGAAGGAGCUUCCUGUACGUCUAGCAAAUACAAUGAGAGAAGUUAACCUUCUGCCCGAUAAUUUGCUCAAUCGGCCUUCAGUAGGCUUGGUCCAGAGCUGGUAUAUGCAGAGUUUCCUCGAACUGUUAGAAUAUGAGAAUAAGAGCCCUGAGGAUCCACGAGUCUUAGAUAACUUCCUGCAAGUUCUCGUUAAAGUUAGAAAUAGACACAAUGAUGUGGUUCCCACCAUGGCCCAAGGAGUUAUCGAGUACAAGGAGAAGUUUGGGUUUGACCCAUUCAUUAGCAGUAACAUCCAAUAUUUCCUGGACCGAUUUUAUACCAACCGCAUCUCUUUCCGUAUGCUUAUUAAUCAACACACUCUUCUCUUUGGCGGCGAUACUAAUCCAGCUCAUCCCAAACACAUCGGAAGUAUUGAUCCCACCUGCAAUGUAGCAGAUGUAGUGAAAGAUGCAUAUGAAACGGCCAAAUUACUAUGUGAACAGUAUUACCUGGUAGCUCCCGAACUGGAGGUCCAAGAAUUCAAUGCCAAAGCUCCAGACAAGCCUAUUCAGGUAGUAUACGUGCCCUCACAUCUGUUUCACAUGCUGUUUGAGUUGUUCAAGAACUCCAUGAGAGCGACCGUGGAACUGCACGAAGAUAGAAAAGAGGGUUACCCGGCCGUGAAAACCCUUGUUACUCUGGGAAAAGAAGACUUGUCCAUCAAGAUCUGUGACCUAGGCGGUGGGGUCCCACUCCGAAAAAUCGAUCGUCUCUUUAACUACAUGUACUCCACUGCCCCGAGACCCAGUCUGGAACCGACGAGAGCUGCCCCUCUGGCUGGAUUUGGUUAUGGUCUACCAAUUUCUCGACUGUAUGCUAGAUAUUUCCAGGGAGAUUUAAAACUCUAUUCUAUGGAAGGAGUAGGCACUGAUGCUGUCAUAUAUUUAAAGGCUCUUUCAAGUGAGUCAUUUGAACGACUUCCGGUUUUCAACAAGUCUGCCUGGCGUCAUUACAAGACCACGCCAGAGGCCGAUGAUUGGAGCAAUCCCAGCAGCGAGCCCAGGGAUGCCUCCAAAUACAAGGCGAAACAUUGCAGUUUUCAAGAACCAGUGGAUGAAGUUAAGUGAUGACUUACAGUAUGUAAAAGUGCAUAAUCGGACAAGAUCAAGACUAAUAGAACUUUCUAGGAAAUUAAAUUCUUCAGUCCUCGUUAUGAAGCAAGAUUAUCUUCCACAUGUCAACUAGAAAGAACUUUCCUCCACCAAGUUCAAGUUUAAGUUAAAACAUCAUAGCUAUUCUAGUGCUUCAGUGUGUAUUUGCUCCAUACCAUCUGUAACCUUCCUGUAGUACUCCCCGUUUCCACUCAAGUACCACUAAAGUAACUUCACAUAGUGUAUUGCUGUGAUUCAGUUGGCGCCUGUCACAAGAGAGCACAAAACCUCAUCAGUGCGCUCAUGUGCUCAGUAUUCUCUUAUGCUUUUAGAGUCAAGAAUCUGCCGCGGCUCCAAUAUUCUUGCUUCCUUCCCCAUUCCUGUACAACGGCUCUCCGCUGUUGCUCUUUGUGACCAAAUAUGCUGUUUGUCCCAAACCACCAGCUUAUACCUGGGGAGACCGGAAGUUAAGGACAUCAGCUGAGCGUGUCUUGAUAAUUCCAAGGGCCCAGAGGUGUCAUAUCUCUCCCUCCACACUCUCUGGUUUUAACUUUGCCUUCUUGCAUUUGAUUGUAUUGUCAUUGUGAGGUGUGAGUACUUUGGCAUCGGAUCACUCUUGGAAUCAUUAAUUUUGCUUUAAAAUUCUCUUGUGUACUUCCUUCCAUCCUGUUGAUUAAAGCAUUCCAAAAGUUGUCUUGGAAUUUUUCACUCAGCUGCUUGGUUUCAAAGAUCUUAAGUAAAAACUAUCUUCUAGUCAUUUUCAAGUUUGUAAAGAAUGGGAAAUAGAAUUUUUAUGCUUAUAUAAAACUUUUGCUAAUCUAAUACUGUACCUUUGUCAUAUUUUAGUGUAGUUUUCUAAGGAAUUGGAAAUCCCUGUGUGGUGCACUUUAUUAGUUAUAAAAUAGACCAUUGAGGGGGAAAAGUUUUUUCUAGUUUAUUUUGAAAAAUGCCUUGGGUUGUCUUAAUUUUUAUUUGCCAAGUUUUAGAAUUUUCCAUCUACCUUUAUGACCCUUUACUUUUUUGUUGAAAGUUGGGAUUGGCUGGGGACGUGGGGCAAUGAAAGAGGAGCCAUGGUAGACUUGGACAUGGAAGCUGUCAGAGAGUGUUGAUCCCAACCUGCCAGUGCAAGAGCCGAGAGGCUCGGGGUACAAUACCCAGCACUGCAUGUCCUCAACCCCCCAGCACCACUGGGGAUAGUCCCCACAAGAGUAGCAGAAAAAUAAAAGAAAAGCUGUAACUUAUAUAACCCCACAAGACGUGCAGUUGUGCCCACCUGCCAUCAAAUUGAGGGCCUUACCCCCCCCCGCCCGCUAGCCAUUGUGUUUUAACCAGCUCUGCAUGGACUUGUGAUAGCUCUGUUUGUCUUCAUUCCACUGAAUCUGGUUUUCUUUACUUCCAUGUUACUUAAGCUCCUGGCAGUCACCUUCAUCUUUAGAAAGAUCUCAUCUUUUUCAUCCUUAGAAGGAUCUCUUCAAAGAACUCAUGUAAUCUUUUGGAUCAAAGAAAGACUGAUGUUCUUCCAAAAUAGAGAUGAUGAGAUGGCUCAUAUAUAGAAGCCAGUACAGUGUCUUUGAGGUCCGGUUGUUCAUAUGUUAUUUCUUUGUGGUGUAAAAGAUACAUAAAAAUAACAUCUUUCUUAUCUAAAGUUACAAACUUCCAUAUAAAUACCCAACAGUAUGUCAGUAUUUUAAUGAGGCUUCCAUUCCCUACUGUAAUUCGUUGUGUUUUCAAGUCUGAUGUGUAAGGGGAAAGAGGCAAUAGACAAAGAAAUUGUUCACUCUUGCCUUUUAGCAGGAUCUUGACUGUGUUGUUGAGGAUGCGAUCAGAUCUUGGCCCCUCGAAGAUGCAGAUAGGCCGUUCACCUUUCACGAGGCCGAGCCGGGUUUGAUUCCUCCAUCCCUCCCAGAGAGCCUGGCAAGCUACUGAGAGUAUCUUGCCUGCACAGCAGAGCCUGGCAAGCUACCCGUGGUGUGUUCGCUAUGCCCAGUACAGUAACAAGUCUCACAAUGGAGAUAUUACUGGUGACAAACUAUCAGAUUUCCCUUAUAGGCUUUUUUCAAAACAUAUUUUCUUUCAAUGUUUCAAUGACAUAAUUGGUAGGCCUUCAGUAAUAUCUGCUCUGGCUAACUCCUAUUCAUAUAACCCCAGAGUAGAGGUAUAGAGGCAAUGGUUGCCUCUCCUGCCUUUGUUUUCUGAAUUAAAAAUUUUACUCUGCUUCUAAAGCAACCAGGAAUCUUUUGCAUUCUCAGCGUUUAGGCCCCCAAAAUUAUUUAUCCCUUUUAUCAACUGUGUGUGAUUCUAUAUGCAAGUAGGUGUUUUCCCCUGUUUGCUGGGUUGUCUUUAAACAUCAGUAAAAUAUCUCCAUAUAAAUUGUAAUAUAAACAGAUGCUAACUUUGUUUAGUUUUCCAGUUCCUCUCUGUCUUCUGUUAUGGUCUACUCAAUUUUAAGUAUUUGGGGACUGUGUCUACUCUUUAGAAUAGUGCCUGGCCAAUAUUAGGCACUUCAUAUUGGUUGAAUCAAUGAAUGAAAAUCGAGUGAGAUUUUUCUUGGGUGGUUGGCAACAUCUAAGCUCUUGAACUAUCUUUGUUUUCUAGCUUAAAAUAGUUCAGUUCAGGAGCUGUGGAAGUAAUGAAACUUCUUUUCAUAGUGCUAACCAGUACCUUUAAACUGUACAAGUGAAGGGAAAUAAGUAGGCCUGGAUCCACCAGACGUAUCUGUUGUUUUGUCUCUAAGAAUAUAUGAUUUGGACUCCUUAAUGUAGUGAGUUCUUUCCAGCCAAUCUGGAAAUGUGGUUCUAUAGUCUUGCUUAUAGAUUCCAAAGAAAUUUAUGUCCAGCAACUCAUUUGAUCCUUGUAAUACUGUGAGGGGUGGACCAUGCAGGUAUUAUCUCUUAGUCAUAUGAGUACCAAAGCUGUUCACUGGUUGGCUUAAUGGCACAAUAAACGAAUCUAUAAACCAAAGUAUUAGUAAUUGGGUCUUUUUUUACCCCUAGACCCCUGUGCACCAGGUAAUUAGCAUUAUGUCUUUUGAGGAAUUUCUUUGGUGUACUAGCCUUCAAGGGUGAUAUAAACCCCGUUUUUUUUGUUUUUGUUUUUGUUUUGCAAUGCAACAUUCUUCCACUACUCAGGAGAGGUGUUCUUUGUAUGUUUUCAUUUUGCUAGAGUUAGAGGAGAUAAUCAAAUCGAAUUGGCAGCUUUUACCUGGAAAGACAGGCAGCUUAAAGUAUAUAGCAAUAGGUAAUUGCUAGAGUUAUCUAGACUUAAUUCUGUGUUUGAAUGAACACAGUGAUCACUGCCAGCCCUCUCAUACAACGACUCCACAUUUGAGAGUUGAUGCUUUCAUCCUUUGGUGGACUGGAUUUUUCACCACCAUUGGAUUUUCUUGUCUAUUUUUAAAUGUGCGUCUCGCUACUCUUUGUGAGCAGUCACAUAGCAACUCUUCGAUCCUUGGGUCACAUCCUUUUCCUUGAGUCUUUGGAGAGAUCACUUCAUGCAGUGAAAAUGAGGAAACUCCAGGGAAUUCCCCCAGUGGUAGAGGGGGUUCGUAUUUCUGUUCUCUGGGUUUCGGUGAAGCCAUCGGUUGUGUGACAGACUGAGUUACUGCUUGUCUCUUCAGCUCCCAACUUCUCUCCUCGGUUUGUACCUUGCGCACGCACUAUGUGUGCGGCUUCUCCGCUGCCUGCCACCUGCCCUUGUCUCUCCCACUGAUGGGUUGUGUCCUGUGAACCUUUUCAUCAGCUGCCCAGCAACUGUGGCCUGCUUGGGAAAUGUGAUAGUCCUCCUCUGAUUAGUCCCCAACUUUGUUGGGUCUGUCAGGUGCUCCUCUGGAGGCCCUGGCAUGGGGUGGUAGCUUUUAUUCGUUGCAUUAUAGCCAGCUUCUUUUUUCAGUUCUUGGAUGUGUGUGUUGCAGGGCAAGAGCCCCUAUAUAAAUACGCCUUUAUGCUGCCAUCCUUCCCAGCCGUCCAGGUGCUUAAACAUUGACUUUGAAGAUAAUGUCCUUCAUCAUCCUAUUCUAUUUAUUAGUAAACAGAAGGAACCAAUAUCACUUAACAAGAGAACCAUUACUGGCUUAAUCGAUAUGGGGUUUUUGUUUAUUCUGCGUGUGGAGAGAUAACUUUUAACUCAAGCUCCCACUGCAUUGGUUAGAUAUAUCAGUCCCGUCUGGUGUGAAAAUAAAGGAAAUGUGACAUUUUAAUAAGCUUCCGUUAUCAGCCAUUGACAGUUAUUAAUUAAAUAUGAUAAAGUAUUUCAAACUAGCGCACAACCAGAGUUGUCAAGGAAAGUCACCGCUACUUUUUUUUUUUAUAAACAGUUGCUAGUGAACUGCCUCAGAGGGAGCUCUCCCUGGAGAGAGCUUUGCUCUGCUUCUGGUUUCCUUACCUGCCUUUUCAACUGACAGCUUUAGAAUUGGAUUCUGAGACACGGAAAGGUGUUACAUCCUGACCUGGAUUCUUUUAUUUAGGACUAUAUGCCGAAGCAGGUUGUUGAUGUACUCUCUUGGAGGCACACCCGUUCAUGUUUCCAAAAUGCACUUGCAGUUUGAUCCCAAGUUGUGGGUUUCUGUAGCCUGUCGGGAGGCCCGAAGUCUCCUUUCCUUGGUGGUCGCCGUAGUCCGCUAGGCAAACCUUCCUCCCCUUCGAGCUGAGAGACAUGAGCAGGGAGCCUGACUCCAUGCAUCCACUUCACCCCCACACAGUGCCUUCCCCUAAGGCCAGAGGCUGUGCCCUGGUUCUACUUGAAACGGGAACUUGAACACAUCCCCCCACGUAAGGGGAGAGUGAAGUGAAAGUGGGAGCCAGAAGCGUCAUGGUCAUGGAAAGAUAAAGAAUGUUCAUCCCUCCAUUUCGGUAAGAGUGUCUGGUGGUGUGUGUCAUGUGCUGGGUCUGUGAUGGUGAUUGCCGCCCUCAGACAUGCCUUCCCCGGGGAAGCUGAGGCACAGGUAGGGGAGACAGUGAGGCACACGACCAGGAAAGUUUCCAGUUCCUAGUGGGAAGAUAAGUGCUAUGGGGAACAAUUAAGGCAGGAAUUAGGGGAAGGGGGGGAGGGACCAAACCCUGUAAAUGUUGUUUUCAUCAUAGACAGAUGUGUUCCUUGGAUGAGGAAGUGGGGUUCCUGAAUUCUUUUCAUCUUAGUCGCUAUUCAUCUGAUUUUGGAGAGAGUCUUCUUCGAUGCCUGGUGCUGUGUGAGACUUUCGGGGACCCUGCUGAGUGCCCCCCACUUGGGCUUUGGGUAGACCAAGAAGAGCCUGUUGUUUGGCAUUUCAUUGUCUCCCAGACCAGCGGGAACCAUGGGCGGGUGAGAGGGAACCAGCUUUUACAAUCAAAUUGCAUUGAGCUGCUGUUUCCUCAUAACAAAAUGCAAUUACCGCGGGCUCCGAAUCCUUUGGGCUUCAGAAAUCAUCAUUUAAAUAAAAACGUCCCAUUUACAGCAUCUGGCUGCUGCUGCCAGAGUUAAAAUAGCUGCUUGUCAGGAGGACUGACCCGCUCCAACACUUCCAAACUGGUUUGAGAGGGGGAGGGAGGGCUCCUCCAAGCCGCCUUCGCUAUUCUUCAGAGUCCGAGUGUGGGUUCCCAUCCACUGCAUCCAGCCCCAAACCAAGACAGGAUUGGGGUCUCAAAUCCUGGAGAAUCCCACCCCUAAAAUGGAAGAUGAAUUGUCUGUGAGUCCCGUGGUCUGGGUGGCAUUUGUGUCGGGACACAGGUGGAUGCCAGCAGAACGUGGCCUGGUAUUUUCAGUUCUCACACCUGCUGGGUUGAAGGAGCUACACUGCUUCAGUUCCUAUAGCUUCUGCCACUUGUCACCUUGUCAUGGACUUACCUGCAUAUAAAUAAAGCGCCUUAGGGCCUUACUCCUCAAAGUCUCCUAACGAAUGUCUGAUACAGUUAAGUGCCUGCAAGUCAAAAAUUCACCCCUUGUCUCUCCCCACUGGAAGCUGGAAGCCCUGAUGCAUCUUUGGUAGGGGGGGGGCAGUGCCUGUCCUGUUGCUUCAAAGUCACAGUUUGAUGCCUAGAGUCCCAAGUUCCUUUGGGACGAUUGGGAACCUGUGUGUGUGUGUGUGUGAGUGUGUGUGUGUGUGUGUGUGUGUGCGCACGAGCGGUGUCUUCUUAAAUGUUAGAGAACUGAGAGUAGAUUUGUAAUAAUACCGGAUCCAGGCAGCUUCCAGUGAAAAAGAGUGUGAACUUAACCUGAAAAAUAUUUCUCUGUUCUAUAAAUCUCCCAGUGACAUUUGGAUUAAUCAAGCAUAAUUAAAUGUAGUUAGAUUUUUGUCAGAUUGUAGUUCAAAAUAAUAUUCAUCUAUGGAGAGGGUAAUAUAUUCUGUAGAAAUUUUAUUAAGCACUUUAGUUAAGCAAGCACUAAGAAGAACAAAAUCAGCCUCAGGAAGGUUAAUUACUUAAAAAACACAAAGUAUAGUAGAUUAUGUAAAUGAUUUUAAUUUUGAAUACCAUGGCUUGAGCUUUAAUUUACAUAGGGAGGUAUUUUGGAUUUGUUUUUCACAUAUUUUUUUCGAAAGUACGGUAUUGUAAUUGUAUCCUUUAAAAUUUCUAAUAAUCUUUGGAUUCUAUUAAGUUUGCUUAACUUCUUCAUUUUAUAGUUUCCAAAAGUGAAGUACAGUUGCUUUCUUACAAAUGCAACUAAUUAUUUUAAGAUUUCACUAAGCUGCUUUUGGUUAUAGGAACUGUGUUCUUUGUUUCUCCAUCUUUAAUGAAGUGACCUUUUUAAGAGAAGAAUUUGGAGAGAGAAUGUAUAUGACAGUAUUCCACUGUGCCUGGGCUCUCGGCCAAUGUAAUUUGUAAGAGGUAAGCCAUGAGUGGGCUGGAGAGAUAGUACAGCGGGUGGGGCCUUGAUAUGGCUGACCUCAGUCCCAUCUCCAGCACCUCAUGCGGCCCCCCCAAGCCUGCCAGAAGUGAACCCUGAGCAUCGAGCCAGUAGUAAGCCCUGCGCACUACUGGGUGUGAACUAAGAACAAAAAGAAAACAAGAAAGGUAAAUUAUGAAAGCACAGAUCAAUCUUUUCAUUUUAGUAAUUUCCUUAAAGGAAAAAGUUAAGACAUCAGAUUUAUCCUAUGUUUUAUUUGUUCUCAGAAUUACAUUUUCACUACCCCUGUGCAUCUCAGGGGGAUUCUCUGAUACUUGUCACCUUGGGUAUCUCUGAAACUCAAGAUUAUGUUUAGAUUUGAGAGUUCUCAUCUAAAUAUCUAGAGCUAGAGGUUCAAAAGUAUUGUCUCAGGAACCCAAGAUCACGUUAGAACUUGAAUCUCACCCAUAUCUCUGCUCAGAUUCUGUGUGCUUUGGGCUUUUUCAUGAUAAAUGGCAUGCAAGUAUCCUUUGGUAGUUAUACAGAAAUCCCUAUCACACUUAGCUGAGAUCUUCAUAGAAAAAUCUUACAAUUUGAUUUUGUUUGAUGGUUUUGUUUCUGGGCUUUUCAUUGAGGGGUCUCUUUUCAUUGGAAUUGGGUCCUUUGGGGAUAUUAGAUUUACACUUAAAAGAAUAGGGCUGAAGAGAAAGUACGGGGUAGAUGAUACGUGCCUUUGCAUGAGGCUGACUUUGGUUUGAUCUGCGGCACUGCUUAUAUUCUCCUGAGCAUAGUCGGGAGUGAUCCCUGAGCGCAGAGCCAGGAACAGCCCCUGAACGCUGCUGUUCAUGUGCAUCACCCUCCACUUGUACAUCAGUGAACAUCCUAUUAAAUUAUUCUAACUUUCAGCAAGCUAUAAGUGGACUGAUAAUUUGGGUUCUGUGUAGAAUUUUUGCAAAUGGACCAAAAUGUCACUAUGUCAAAAAUCAUAUAUACUCUAUAAAUGAUGUGUGUAUGUCAAACUCUGGUACUUGUGGGCAGUUUAACUAUUCUUUAUCUGAACUGGCAAAAUGUCAAACUGAGAGAAAUGCACACUCAUGACAGCUACUAAUUGUUUUUAAAUGUUCUUAAGAUUCUUUGGGGGAGAAAAUGUAAAGACUCUGAACAUGCAGUCUUAUUUUGACUCUCCAUAGAUGAUAGACAUUCAAAGGCAAUGACAAAAGUCAGAUUGGAAGUCAAAGGCAUUUUUGCAAAAUGUAGCAAAACAAGAGUAGUUUGGGGAAAAUAGGUUGCUUGUGGAGUAUAACAAGUCAUAUUGUUGUGUGAAACACCCUGGCAUUCCUUUCAUCAGUUGAGCUGUUAAACCAUGGGAAAUUUUAAUUGUUAUUUUCACUGGCACUAAAUUUAAAUUCAGAAGUGACUUGCACAUCUAUUUAGAAAGCUGCUGAGGUCACUUUUCCCCGUGCCUAAUUAGCAUUAGUGGCUCAGAAUAUUUACAGCUAAAGUGUGUAUUGCCCAGGAUGCGGAAGUCCAGAGACUACCCACUGCUGGAGAGGGAACAGGUUGAGUCGCAGGCUUUGACCAUCCUUCCCCAGGCUGUCAGGAGGCAGGGUUAGCCUGGCUGUUGCCACCUGCUUCAGACGGAAACUAGAAAGGCUUGCCAAGACCCGAGAUCAGCUCCCUCGGACUGUGGAACUCUUCCUGGGGAAAGUGGCCCAGAAAGUCCUUUGGUGUUUUGCUUUUUCACUUUUCAAGCUUCCAAUUGAAGCUGGCAUGUGAAUUUGACCACGAAAUUGUGCAUGCACGCAAAAACAUUUUUAAAAACUAGAACAAGGCACAUAUAUCUUGACAAGUAGAUAUCAUGGUGAGGUUUGUCUAAAAAAUAUUAAAAUGGGGCCGGAGCAAUAGUACAGCGGGUAGGGCAUUUGCCUUGCAUGCGGCCAACCCAGGUUCGAUUUCCGGCAUCCCCAUAUGGUCCCCUGAAUAACACUAGAGGUCAUUUCUGAGUGCAGAGCCAGGAGUAACCCCUGAGCAUCACCAGGUGGACCCAAAAAGAUAUAUAUAUAUAUACAUAUAUAUAUAUAUAUGAUUGUAGUGUUGUAUCUGUUCAGUUGACUUUACUCAGUAUUUGAAGAAUCAUGUUCUGUUGCCUCCUCCCACGUGUUCAUUCUGUCCACUUUCACAUUUAUUAUUAUUUUCUCUUUUCCUUUCUUGUGCUGCACUACCCUGGAAUUGAAUGUUUUGUUAAAAAAAAUGGGGUUGUGUUUGACUCUGUUCUGGGCAACGUGACACAUGCCCCUUUUAGCAUUCUAGCUCACCCUGAUCUCUGUCGAGUUCCUUGGUGUUAGAAUUAUUUGCGGUUGUAAUUGCUGCCUCAGGUUUGUAUACACAUCCCACCAUCUGUUGCUCUGAGUUCACAUCCUCACAAAGUACACACAUGCUUGCCAUUCGAAUAGAUCCCAGAUGUAGAUUGCAAGUUGUGAAUACUUCAGAAAUGCUUGCGCCAGAUAAGGCAAGCACCACGGAGUCAAAUCUAUCACUGCAAGUUUAUCGAAUGCUGUGUUUCAAUGUCCAGUGACUUGCUGGGCUGAAUUUUCCUCCGAACUUCCUCACUCAUAAAAGCAGCAGCUACACAGACCAAUAGCUACUUUGACAAGUGAAAAAUAUGAACUUACGUGAAAUGGAAGUUUAUUACAGGGCCUGUGCCCUAUAAGUCUAUUCUGACCCAGGUCACUGCAUCUGUCAUCUUAGUUGCAGUGGUAGAUCCUUCUGUGGUCUAAUCCCUCUCACCUCUAAACUUUGUCUUUCACGUGUUCAAUUUCUGAAAUUCAGUAUGUGAACAGCACCAAGCAUCUUUGCAAGUUCCCGGAAGAGAAAGGAUUCUUACUUAUUAUAGAUUUUAGGAAAAACAAGUUGUUUGGAUUCUCUAUAGCAGGGGACAUUGAGUGUGUGUCCCUUGUUCAUGAGCAGCCUUGUAGUUUGUGAGGGAUGUCAGCCUCCCCCUGCCCAGUUGUGUGUUGUCUGGGGACCUGGCUAUUAUGUGGUCAUAAGUAAAAGGUGGCUUUGAGGUCAUUUGUUUCUCCAUGCUCGUGGGGAAAAAGUGCUGUUGAUGGUUGGGAAAACAUAAUUUGAGAAGUGUGUGGCUCGGAUACUGUUCCCCAUUUGUGGCCACCUUGGGUAUUUGUCACAGUCAAACUAGUGCUGGAGCACGCGGAUGAGUCUGUACUGCAAUCACCUGAACAAUAAAUAAACUGGUAGUUGUGA